Molecule: messenger RNA, 534 nt
Organism: Paramuricea clavata
Lineage: Eukaryota; Metazoa; Cnidaria; Anthozoa; Malacalcyonacea; Plexauridae
Source: the annotation of a GenBank genome assembly
AUGUUAUUCCUGGUCCGAUUUAACCUUGAUCAAGUACAGCACGAGACUAAUGCAUUUAAGACCACUUUUGUCAAUGUUAAAUGCAGUAGUAGCAAGUUUCUUGAAGAACCCAACAAUGUAGAAAUUGAACCAGAGCAGAAGUUUUAUGUCAACCUUGCUGUAUAUAACCAAAGCAAGCAUACCGAGACUUUACCUGUUGGUGUGAUUGCUGACAUCACACCAAUGACUGAUGAACAUCAAGCUGACUUCUCAAAAGCAGCAUCCGAAACAGCCUCAGAUAUGGCUUGUGAAGCUGUUGAACAACUUGAGCAAGUACAAUUACAUCAAAACCUUUACCGUAAAGUUCAACACAAGCAAGCAAAAGUUUGUCAUCAUACUUUACCCCAUCCAUUUCAAAGUUUUAACCCACUCCAUGGAGUUAAUGGAGUUAGCGGAGUUAAAUAUGUCGAACACAGUAUUGAGACUGGUGAUGCUAAACCCCAAUACUCGACACCAUAUUCCCACUCUCCUGUUCAACGACAGCUUAUCAAAUGA